Messenger RNA from Rubroshorea leprosula, 3983 nucleotides. NCBI's taxonomy places the organism in Eukaryota, Viridiplantae, Streptophyta, Magnoliopsida, Malvales, Dipterocarpaceae. The record is from the annotation of a GenBank genome assembly.
UACUUGAAGAUGCAGAACAGAAGCAAGUAACAAACAAGUUGGUGAGGUUAUUUCUUGGUGGUCUCAGGGACUUGGCUCUUGACAUGGAAGAUAUCCUUGACGAACUGGAGCUCGAUGCCAAGCGGAAACUGAUUGCAAGUCCUCAAGCCAGCACCAGCAUCAUACAAAAACUCACACCGAAGUGGGUUAAAGAUCCAGAGAUUGCUUCCCAGAUAAAGAACAUAACUGCCAGACUGCAACAUUUUGAAGGAGAGAUAAGGACUUUGGACUUGAUUAAUUCGGCUGUGAAUGUUGAAGCAAGUUCUAGUAAAGCUGUUGCAGUGAGAUCACUAGAUACUGCCAUGCCCGAAUCUCGUAUUGUUUAUGGUCGGGAAAGUGAUAAAGAGAAAAUCUUUCAAAUGUUUGAUGAUGAAGGCAAUCAUGAAGGAUACUCUGUUAUUCCAAUUAUCGGAAUGGGGGGUCUAGGCAAGACCACUCUUGCAGGCCUCAUUUAUUAUGAUGAUGAAAAAUUGAAGGAUUAUGGGUUUGAAUUGAAGGCCUGGGUUUGUGUUUCUGAUGUAUUUGAUGUUGACCAAAUUACAAGGGUCAUUCUACAGCAAGUAACUAGGAAAAAGUCUGAUGUACAAGAUCUUUUUUCACUACAACAGGAUCUGAAGAAAGAACUCUCUGGUAAGAAGUUCUUACUUGUACUAGACGACAUAUGGAAUGAGGAGUAUCACCGGUGGGAUGUACUACGAAGACCUUUCUCAGAUGGAGCACCUGGAAGUAAAAUCAUCGUAACAACUCGAAACAUGGUUGUUGCAAAAACCAUGAGAGCAGAUGAUAAAGUUUACAAUUUAGAUCUUCUUCCAGAGGAUGAAUGUUUGUCAUUAUUUGCUAGACAUGCAUUAGACAAGGAGAAUUUUGAUUCUCACCCAGAACUAGAAGGAGUUGGCAGAGAAAUUGUAGAUAAAUGUAAAGGAUUACCUUUGGCUGUGAAAGUCCUUGGUGGCCUCUUGCGUUGUAAACCGUAUUAUCAGGAGUGGGAAGAUCUGUUAAAUCGUGAGUUGUGCAAUCUACCCGAAGGCCAAAGUGACAUUUCUGCAGUUCUGAAAUUAAGCUACAACCGUCUUCCUCCUCAUUUGAAGGGAUGCUUUGGCUUUUGUGCUAUAUUUCCUAAGGACCAUGAAUUUGACAAAAAUGAGUUAGUUUUGUUAUGGAUGGCACAAGGGUUUUUGCAACAACCGUCACAAGGAAUAAAGCAAAUGCAUGAUCGUGGCCAUCAAUGUUUUAAUGAUUUAUUAUCAAGAUCAAUUUUUCAACCAUCAAUCAGAGAUCGAUCACUAUUUAUGAUGCAUGAUUUCAUAAGUGAUUUAACUCAAGAAGUUGCUGGAGAAAUAUGCUGCAGUCUUGAUCAACUGAGCUUGGGUGAUAAUAAGGCUCGCCAUUUGUCAUUUGCUCCUCGCCGAUAUGAUGUAUUGAAAAGAUUUGAAGUCUUGAAUGAAGAGAAGAAUUUGCGAACACUCCUACGAUUGAAAUGGAACAAUAAUAGAAAUUGGCCUGGUCCCUACUUAUCGAAUGAAGUUGCAGUCGGUAUAUUACCAAAAUUGAAGUGCCUAAGGGUGUUAUCUCUUUGUGGAGUACAGAAGCUACCAAAUUCAAUUGGGGAUUUGAAGCAUCUACGAUUCGUUAAUCUGUCUCAUUCAUUAAUUCAAAGUUUGCCCGAGUCGGUGGGUUCCUUGCUUUUCUUACAGACAUUGAUUUUACAUGACUGUAAAGAGCUUACUAGGGUACCUGCAACAAUUGGGAAUCUAAUUGACCUCCAUUAUCUUGACCUUACUAAUACACCAUCUCUGACAGAGAUUCCAUUGGAGGUAGCUAAAUUGAGAAGUCUUGUGUUACUGACCAAAUUUAUUCUGGGGAAAGCUGAUUCUGGAUUAAGAUUGAAAGAAUUGAAGAACCUGACAGGCCUUCAAGGUCGACUUUCCAUUUUGAAUCUACACAAUCUUUUAGAUAUUGAAGAUGCCAAGGAUGUCAAGCUGUACAACAUGAAAUUGGAUGAUUUAUCCUUGGAGUGGGCUUCUGUUUGUUCUGAUUCACAGAGUAAAGUGAAAGACUUCCAAGUCCUUGAAUGCUUAAAACCUGGUCAAAGAUUGGAAAGGUUGACGAUCGAUUGCUACUGUGGGGAAGAAUUCCCAUCCUGGAUAGGUGAUCCAUCCUUUUCCCAGUUAAAGUUCUUGGAGCUUCGUGAUUGUCAAAAUUGUACAUCAUUACCAUCACUGGGGCAAUUACCCCAGCUCAAAGAAUUGAUCAUUAAAGGAAGCAAGGCUGCAACUCUGACUGGGGAUGGUGACAAAUUUUCCUCCAGUAAUUGUUUUCUAUCAUUAGAGAAGCUGGUGUUGGAGGACUGUUGCUUGUUGGGAAAAUUACCAAAAGAACUUCCAUCUCUUAAAGUGCUUUUGAUUGUAAGAUGCCCACAGUUAACGUACUCACCGGUGAGCCUUCCCUCACUUCAAAAUUUAGCUAUAAAAGAAUGUAGUGAGGUAGUUUUGAGGAGUAUGGUUGAUCUCAUUUCCCUUUCCAACUUGGAAAUUUUCAAAAUUUCGAGUCUGGCUUUUUUGCCUAAGAGGUUUUUAGAGUCAAUGAUAGCACUUGAAUUUAUGUGGAUCGAUAGUUGUGAGGAACUUACUUGUUUGUGGGAGGAAGGAGCAAAUAUUGCAAACCUUGCACAUCUUCUACAGUUGUCAAUCCGUUCGUGUCCUCUGCUUACGUCAGUGACAGUGGAACUCAAAGGUCUUGUAGAAUUAUCUGUUUGGAGUUGUCCUAAUUUCAAAUUGUUUCCAAGUGGUCAAUUGCCCGCCAGACUUAAAAUUUUGGAAAUUGGGAGCUGUGAAAAUCUAGAAUCUCUACCGGAGGGAUUGAUGGAUGAUAAUAAUGGAGAUAACAUGCUGCAGCUUAAACACUUAUUUCUACUGAAGAUUCCAAUUCGAAAUUUAUUUCCAAGCGGCUUGCUUCCUUUGGAUCACAUGUCAAGCCUCAGCACUCUCACUUGGUUAUUAAUUCAUCAAGUUGAAGGUUUGGAGUCGUUCCCAGAAAGUGGUCUGGGCAUGCCUAAUCUUAUAUUUCUGAGUAUUUAUGAUUGUAAGAAUCUCAGGUCCCUGCCCAAUAGAAUGCACAACCUUACAUCUCUCCAAUCAUUAAGCAUACGGUGGUGCAAAAGGAUCGAUUCCAUUCCAGAAGGUGGUUUGCCCACAAGCCUGACAGACGUUUACAUUAAUUGUGAGAAUUUGAAACAGCCAAUCAAAGAAUGGGGGCUCCACAGGCUUACCUCUCUUGAAAGGUUCAACAUAGGUUGGAUAUGCCCUCCAGGUGAUUUACUUCCUACUUCUCUAAUCCAUUUUGGGAUAGAACAGGUAAAAAAUCUGAAAGCGCUAUCUAGAGAGCUCCUCCAAAACCUCAACUCUCUUCAGGAACUAUCCAUUGAUAACUGUUCGGAGCUCCAGUUCUUACCGAAGGAAGGUCUGCCUUCCUCGCUUGGGCUUCUCCAGAUCCACAACUGUCCACGGCUAGCACAACGGUUAAAGGAGAAGCAAGACGAUCGGCGCCUCAUAGCCCACAUUCCCUGUGUCAAGAUAGAUUGAAAUUGGGCAUAGCUUCUGUUUGCAGUAAACAAAUGUGUUGGAAGCAGAAGACUAGCUUUUGUUUUUCAUUUGGUUUCUGAUAUGAAUUCACCAUUGAUGGGUUUAAGAUAAGACAUGGACAGGCCCCAAUGUCUUCCGAUUCUUACCUCAAAUGGAACAUCCUCGACGUUGAGAUAGAUGGAAAAUGGGUACUACCAUGUUCUUCUCAGAAUUAAUUUCGGAUUUUAUUAUUUCCAUCUUCUUCCAACUCGCCUUUUACAUUUUUGAUCUAUAUUCUUUUUCUUUUUUCCAGGUGCUUUAGCAACGGCAGCAGGACAUGGAUUUUUGAAUCAAACUCUUUCUCAAUGAAGAUUCUGUGCUUUG